AUGCGACUGGAUGAAACGCGUAACAAGCAGGCACCAUGGGUGGAUGCAAAAGAAGCCAACUUUCCGUGCGAAAUCGUUGAGACGGCUUGCGUUAAAGAAGAUAAUAGCACUUCCUAUCAAAUGGUUCAUGCACAGAUUCUUGAGGUAAACGAAACAGUAAAAAUAGACAAAGCCAAGAAACUGUACAGUGUUUAUGUUAUACUGCUGGACUCUACAGCACAUACGCAAGGAAUACGAAAUUUGCCGCAAACGUUGCAUUUUUUUGAGAAAUCUAUGCAAGCAGUUUCCUUCCCACAUAUCAAUAAAGUUGGGCUAAACAGUCGCCCCAACGGAGUAGCUCUAUGGUUUGGGAAAAGAGUUGAAACUGUGGAUAGGGAACUUUUUGGUUUGCCCAGCAUCGAACCCGACUGGACACAUGAUCACGUCUGUUACACAUAUCUCGAUAACGAAACCUCUAUAUUUAAGGAAUUUAGAGAACGAGGAUAUAAGACGCUGCUUGCUGAAGACUGGAUGAGGGGGACUCUCAUUUGGCCAAACUGUUGGGGUUUUAAAGAGCAACCGACUGACCAUUAUAUGAGGCCUUUCCAAGUAGCGCUGGAAAAAGAAGUGGCAAAACCGCUGGAAGAUACAUACAGUACAAAAAACUGUAUCGAACAGCAUAAAGACAUUCUCCGCUAUUUAGAAGAUUUCGUGAAUGCAUAUGACGGUGACGCAAGUUUCUUG
This is a messenger RNA of Strongylus vulgaris, 723 nucleotides long. The record is from the annotation of a GenBank genome assembly. NCBI's taxonomy places the organism in Eukaryota, Metazoa, Nematoda, Chromadorea, Rhabditida, Strongylidae.